This is a messenger RNA of Aureobasidium melanogenum CBS 110374, 1962 nucleotides long. Its product is annotated as glycoside hydrolase. Gene Ontology annotation, biological process: L-arabinose metabolic process. Lineage: Eukaryota; Fungi; Ascomycota; Dothideomycetes; Dothideales; Saccotheciaceae. Gene Ontology annotation, molecular function: alpha-L-arabinofuranosidase activity. The record is from RefSeq and is a predicted model, not a curated record. The annotation marks the transcript as partial. The transcript is spliced from 2 exons.
CAGGACAUCAACCACUCUGGAGAUGGUGGUAUUUACGCAGAGAUGAUUGCCAAUCGUGCUUUCCAGGGUGACACUCUCGAUGGUUAUGUCGGUACAUAUGUGACCGAGUCCGAAAAUCCGAUUGUUCCGUUCGAUCCUGUCAUGACCGCUUGGGCGCCCAUUGGUGAAGGAGUACGCAUGACUCUUGACGUUCUGCAUCCUCUCUCGGAUGCUCUGAGAACUUCUCUCCAGAUUGACUUCCCUUUGAAUGCCACUGGAGAAGUUGGGUUCCAGAACUUCGGCUGGUGGGGCUUCGAUGUCCAUCCCCAGCAGUACAACGCUUCAUUGUUCUACCUGAACAACUAUCCUCGCGACACUCAAGGCAACGCCAGCGACAUCACUGUAUCUUUUCGCUCGAACGUGACUGGCGAGACUUGGGCAAGCUCGACUUUCAAGAAUGUCACGCCAACCUAUAUCGACUUCAAGCAGCUGGAGACCACUUUGCAUCCUAAUGUGACUGCUCCCGACGCCAACAACACUUUUGCCAUCACUUUUGACGGUGCUCAAGUUGCUGGGCAGACCUUCUACUUCAAUCUGGUCUCGGUGUUCCCUGAGACAUUCAAGGGCUACAAGAAUGGUCUUCGUCCUGACAUUGCUCAGGGCUUCUAUGAUCUCAAUCCUCAAUUCUUGAGGUUCCCUGGAGGCAACAAUUUAGAGGGCUACAGUCCUGCUCAGCGAUGGAAGUGGUGGGAGACUCUUGGCCCUCUUCAGGACCGCCCUGGCCGUGUCGGAGACUGGAACUACUACAAUACUCAAGGUCUUGGUUUACUUGAAUACCUUGAAUGGACUGAGGCUAUGGAAAUUGAACCCGUCCUGGCUGUCUAUGCUGGCUUCUCUCUGGACGUCUAUGGACAGAAUGGUGCUUCCUAUCCUCCUGAGCAAAUGCCUGAGAUCUUGCAAGAAGCUCUGGAUGAGCUCGAGUAUUGCAUGGGUGACAACUCCACCAAGUGGGGUGCCAGGCGAAUCGCUGACGGACACCCUGAGCCUUUCAAGAUCAAGUUCGUCGAAAUUGGUAAUGAAGAUUGGUUCAGUGUUACCUAUCCCUACCGCUUCCAGAUCAUGUAUGAUGGCUUGAAGAAGGCAUACCCUGACAUCACCUACAUCAGCACUGCCUUCAACGAGAAUGCCGCUCAUUACAACAUCUCCAUCCCUGAGGGCAAUAUGUGGGACUGGCAUGGGUACCAAGAACCUUCAUGGUUCCUAUCCAAUUUCAAUUUGUGGGACGACUGGCAACAGGAAACAAACAACACCAACGUCACCGUUCUCUUGGGCGAGUACUCGGUCAUUCAGAUCGACACACCCUCUGGCGUUGUCAACUACUCGUACCCUAUUGAUGUCCAUGUCCAGUAUCCUCGUCUUCUCUCCGCUAUCGCUGAGGGUGUCUACGCACUUGGUGCCGAGCGCAACCCUCACACCGUUCGCAUGUCCUCCUACGCACCUUCUCUACAGAACCGCAACUUCACAAAUUGGACUCCCGACAUGAUAUCAUACGAUGCUCUGCACGAAAACACGGUGCUGAGUGCUAGUUACUGGCAACAAUGGCUGUUUGCACACUAUCGUGGUACAGAGACACUACCUGUCACCGCAACGGAGGGACAGAUAAACCCUCUGUUCUGGGCAGCUAGCAUCGACGAGGAGAAGAAUGCUGUCUACCUCAAGGUGAUCAACACGUUGAAUUCUACCGUGCCUCUGAGCGUCAACAUUCCCUCUGCUUACUCGGGUGUCAAUGGCACUUCCAUCACUGCUAGCGAUCUCAACUCAUACAACUAUGUCGGAAACAAGACUGAGGUUAUUCCUCGCCCCGCUGAGAUUGAGUCGUCAGCGAGCUCGGAGAAUGGUUCUGCUUGGUCUUGGGAUGUGCCAAGUACAGUAUCACCGUUUUGCAGUUUGACCUGUGUUGAGUAUCAUGAGAUGAUUGCUUGA